Molecule: messenger RNA, 2242 nt
Organism: Gadus chalcogrammus (walleye pollock)
Lineage: Eukaryota; Metazoa; Chordata; Actinopteri; Gadiformes; Gadidae
Gene: slc25a6
Product: solute carrier family 25 member 6
Exons: 4
Coding region: 133-1029 (298 amino acids)
Biological process (GO): mitochondrial ATP transmembrane transport; mitochondrial ADP transmembrane transport
Cellular component (GO): mitochondrial inner membrane
Molecular function (GO): ATP:ADP antiporter activity
Source: RefSeq, a predicted model, not a curated record
UCUUGUUCUCUCAUUUUGCAAAGUCCGACAGCUGAACUUGUGGUACCCACUCGCCGGAAACUCAUCUUUGCUCUGUCCUCCCAGUCUUAUCAUCAGCAGUACAACAUUUACACAAGAAAACCAGCAGCAACCAUGAAUGACGCCGCCGUCUCGUUUGCAAAGGACUUUUUGGCAGGUGGAGUUGCUGCAGCCAUAUCUAAAACUACUGUAGCGCCCAUUGAGCGGGUGAAACUGCUUCUCCAGGUCCAACAUGUCAGCAAGCAGAUCACUGCCGACCAGCAGUACAAGGGCAUCAUGGACUGCAUCGUACGCAUCCCCAAAGAGCAGGGCUUCGUCUCCUUCUGGCGCGGCAACCUGGCCAACGUCAUCCGCUACUUCCCCACCCAGGCCCUCAACUUUGCCUUCAAGGACAAAUACAAGCAGGUCUUCCUGGGCGGCGUGGACAAGCACACCCAGUUCUGGCGCUACUUCGCCGGGAACCUGGCGUCCGGCGGGGCGGCGGGAGCCACCUCCCUCUGCUUCGUCUACCCGCUGGACUUCGCCCGUACCCGGCUGGCGGCCGACGUGGGCAAGGCGGGCGCCACCCGGGAGUUCUCCGGGCUGGCCAACUGCUUGGGGCAGAUCACCAAGUCGGACGGCAUCAAGGGCUUGUACCAGGGCUUUGGCGUCUCCGUGCAGGGCAUCAUCAUCUACAGGGCCGCCUACUUCGGCGUGUACGACACGGCCAAAGGCAUGCUUCCUGAUCCUAAGAACACCCAUAUUAUGGUCAGCUGGGCUAUUGCCCAAUCAGUGACCACCGUGGCGGGAAUAGUGUCCUACCCCUUCGACACGGUCAGGCGACGCAUGAUGAUGCAGUCCGGACGCAAAGGCGCCGACAUCAUGUACACGUCCACCCUGGACUGCUGGACCAAGAUCGCCCGGGAGGAGGGAAGCAAGGCCUUCUUCAAAGGAGCGCUGUCCAACGUGUUGCGAGGCAUGGGCGGGGCCUUCGUGCUGGUGCUGUACGACGAGUUCAAGAAGUACGUCUGAGCUGAGACGCCCCCCCCCCCACCCCAUUAACCGUCGUCCUCCUCCUCCCUCUUCAUCCUCUGAGCGUGGCCGGACUGUUUACAGGCAGUGGUGUGGGUCACUGGUGUCAUUUAAGCUCUAAUCGCUGUCAGCUCUUCCCCCGAGCCGUCCUGCAUGGGUGUGUUCAAACUUAGUUGCGGGGAAGUCAGACAGACAAUAAAUGCAGAGAAACCAAACCAAUCACUGAGUAUUUAAACCCAGUAGGGUUUAAAUAGUCAAGGUGUUCCUUGUUUUGCACAAAAUGUUGAUCCUAGUUAUUAAAUGGACCUAUCUGUGUUACUGUAUGGUAUGUAGCCCAUUUCAGAAGUGGAUCAUUUGUACCAGUGUUUUCCAAUGGUGAGUUUGGCCGGUUUUGGCAUAUCGUGCAAUGUUAGUGUAUCUCCUUUCCAUUGGCUUCAAAAAUGUUCAUGUCGUUCAUUGCAGGCCAAGGCACGUUUAAAAAAGGCUGAGUGUUUCCAAUGUUGGUUAGAUAAUGCAGAGCUGUUAAAUUGAUGGCUAUGGAUGUGUUACAGCAAUCAUUUGACAACUUAAAGAGUUGGAGUUAGCAGAAUUAGGAUUGAUGUUGCCAGCUUUCGGGGGUUGGAAAAAACGAAAUCCAUUCAGCUGGUUUAAACAGUCUCUUAUAAUAAUGGCCUAUGUACAAUAACAGUCCUUAAUUCCUAACAGAUACAGAUACAUCUCUCGCCAGUCCGUUUUUGGGCAGUUCAAUAAAAAAGAGAAAGACAAACAUCUUAUGGGAAUCUGAGAAUAUCUCCUGCCAGAAGUAAUAGCUAUUUUGUGUGACACUGAAAGUGUCUCCAUACUCUUCAUUUCGUGUCCCUCCCUUAAGUAUUUUCCUAGAAGGGUAAUGAGGGUGGUCAUAUUAUUCAUGCCAUUUUCUUGUCAGUCUCGUCUUGGGCUUUUUUUGACAUCAAGCAUAUUUCCAUGGCCCAGACAUCAUGGAGGGAGGGGGAGAGACAGAGUAGGAAAGAGAGGGAGGAUGAGUUAACAACUAUGGAUCCGUGUGUGAAGCACAUACAUUUUACUCUAAAGGCAACGCACCAACUGCAUACUCCGAGAGAGGCUAUAUGUCAGCAAUAUGUCUACCCUACACUGGAUGAAUAGUUGAAUAGAAUGUCUGUAUUGAUUCAAUAAAACUCAAUACCUCUUAAUCAUGGCAUUAUUGAAAAUUAUU